Ectocarpus siliculosus is the source of this 1255-nucleotide messenger RNA. NCBI's taxonomy places the organism in Eukaryota, Phaeophyceae, Ectocarpales, Ectocarpaceae. The record is from the annotation of a GenBank genome assembly.
UUGCCGCCCCGAUCGUGCCGUGUGCUGACGUGCUGACGCUCCCCGAAGUAGUCUACAGUCAAUUAACCUUUCGGAUGUGAGCAUCUUCUGUUGAGUUUUCUAUAGCAACAUCUUUAGCCCACGGCUGUCGUGUUGGUGCACCUGGCGUUUGUUGGGGAGAGCUUCCGGGUGUCCUUCCUGGCGCUGGCUAUAUAACCCAAGAAUCAAUGCUGCUGCUGCGUUUAUGCACACGGCAGCCAUUUUUGCGCCGUCGGAUCGGCAACACCAACAUGGCUUGCCGAGAGUACGGUGCAGAAGCCCCUGCCAGGUGCUGCGCCGUGGUGUAUGUGUCAGAGGGGAGAAACAGCACGCUGUUGGAUGCUCUGGCCGAGGCGGCAAGGACGACUGCUCCCGGUACCGCUGGCCUGAUCAGGCAGUUCAGAGAUCCCCAGUACCACCGCACGGGCUUCACGAUAGGCGGCGCGUGUCCCGAUGCCGUGGCGAGAGCUUCGGUAGAGGUUAGCCGUCGCGCCGUCCGAGCAAUCGAUCUUCUAGAGCACGAGGCAGCCCACCCCCGAAUCGGGGUGGUUGAUCACGUGUCAGUGCACCCACUGGGGGGGGAAGGCAGCCAGGAGAUUGCUCAGAAGGCAGGCUUGGCCAUUGCGACGGCACUGGGGAAGGAUGUGGGCCUACCCGUCUUGCUGUACGGCGACCUAAACAACGGCAGACGGUUAGCGGAGGUGCGGAGAUCAACACCCUACUUUGUCGGCGGAGAGCUCCCCGCGACGAUCGAUGCAGACCUUGGGCCAAACGAGGUGGAUGCGUCUCGAGGUAUUGCCACCGUCGGCUGCACCCCGCUGGUGACAAACUACAACAUCCUCCUGAGCACCGAUGACAAGCGCCUGGCUUCGAAAGUGACUCGAAGCCUGCGAGAGAAAGAUGGUGGAUUGCCGUGGGUGGAAUCACUAACCCUUCAGAGAAAAGACGGUACGUUCGAGGCCGCCUGCAACCUGCUUCGGCCGAAAGAAACAACGACGGCCAACGUGUUAGCUGUGGCUGAAGAACAAGCGGCCGGUGUUGGCAUCCGAGUUGUGGAUCACUACGAGACGGGACUUACGGAUGAGGAAGCCUUGGCGGCAAUAUCUCGACUUUCGUCAGAGAGAAAGUAAAAUGUGUGGAGACAAGGUUUUGGGCGCUGCGCGCCCCCGCUUUAUUUGAAGCGAUUCCAAGGCAACGUUUUCUCUGAAAGUGGGUGUAGGAUGUUGUUAAAAUGAAG